AUGGCAAAUCGUACAGUUCCAGAUGCGAUCGCUAUACAUGGAACAAAUCCACAAUAUUUAAUAGAAAAAAUUAUAAGGACCAGGAUAUACGAAUCUCUUUAUUGGAAAGAAUAUUGUUUUGGAUUGACAGCUGAAACUUUAAUAGAUCGAGCUAUUGACUUACAAUCAAUUGGUGGACAAUAUGGUAACCAAAAGCCUACUGAAUUUCUUUGCUUGACAUUAAAAUUACUUCAACUACAACCAAGUAAAGAGAUCAUCAUAGAAUUUAUUAAAGAUGAAAAUUACAAAUAUUUGAGGGCAUUAGGUGCAUUUUACCUAAGGCUUGUUGGAACCUCUUUAGAAAUUUAUCAAUACCUUGAACCAUUAUUGAAUGACUAUCGUAAAUUAAGGAAAAGAACAAUAGAUGGUGGGUUUAUAAUUGUACAUAUGGAUGAAUUUAUCGAUGAAUUGUUACGUGAAGAUCGUGUAUGCGAUAUAAUAUUACCUAGAAUAAUUAAACGACAUGUAUUAGAAGAAAAUGAAGAUUUAAAGCCGCGUGAAAGAAAAAACCAAGAAAAUAUUUCUGGAACUUUUAAAUUAUCCGAAGAAAGUGUGCCAAAAAGGAAAAAGAACAAUGAUCAUGAAAAGAUAUAUGGUGAUCCAAAACGAACAAAAACUAUUGAUAAAGCAGAAAAUAUAGAUGAUAAAAAACAGAUACCAGUCCAAAGUCACUUAAAGUACCCCAAUAAAGACAGUCCAGACAACAUUUGGAAGUUGCCUUCUGGCAAAUCUAUUGAUAAAAUAAUUCGUGGCCCUAAAAAUCUGCACAAAUCGCACCCGUCAUGUCUAGGUAUUUUACGCAUUGGAUCAAAAAUCAGGAAGCCGGAAUGGAUUAAGCAAGAGGAUUGGGAUUAUUUAAAUUCAAGUGUUGAAUAUCCGCAUUACAAUUUAUCAACCGAAAUUGAAGAUCUAUUCAAUGUACUAUUAGAAACUAAUUCAUUAAAUGAGUAUAAAAAUUGUCUUUAUAAUGUCACAUUUGACCGUGAGAAAAAUAUAGAAAUGACAUUUGUAACAGAUGUCCUAUUAUGGUUUGCAAAAAACAUAUUCAACACUACAUCGGCUUUCCAUAGUAUAAAUAAGAAUGAAGCAUUGUUGGGAUCGCUUAUGAUUCAUCCAUCUCCAAAUGAUAAAGGGCUAGAAAUCGGCAUGGUUGAAUUAUCCGGUGGAUACUUAACCAAGGAUACACCUCGUUAUUUAAAGGAUCACGUAAAGGGAAAUUGGGGAUGCCGUGAUCUCCUUAAUGAAAUAAUUACAAAAUACAAUCAUGGUGACUAUAAAAUUCUGAGACAUUUACGUGUUUGGUUUUUCCAUAUACAUGGUCUUGAAGUACAAAUAUGGGGCAUGGAUUUGCCCGUUGCAAAAACUUAUCGAAUGUUUCUUAUUGAUGCAUUUUAUCUUCCAAUCAGGUCACAUAAUACCUCUUUACCAAUGUCAACUCCGCUGAUACCAUCUGAAAUAUCAAUUUCUAAUGAUGAUUCACCUGAAGUCUUUGAAGCUCUGGACUUAAAAACCAAGAAUCAAAAUCAAAGUAAAAGCCAGAAUGAAUCACACAAGAAAAAGGGAACUGAGAAUAUUGCUCAAGUGAUAGCUGAUGGCAUUCAGGAUGCACUUGCGCACAGCUCCACUGAUAAUAUCCAUUCAGAUUUGAAUCAUGUGACUGAAAUUUCAGUGAUGGGCCAUCAGGAGGAAUCAAAUCACAUGACUGAAAUUUCAACAACAUCCUGUCACCAAAAUCAUGAAACCGAAAUUUUGCCUGAGAACUUACCAGAAGCCAAGGUAAGUAUACCACUUGUAUCUCAUCCCAAAAAGGCUUUAUUGGAAACUGAGUUCCAAUAA
Messenger RNA from Entrophospora sp. SA101, 1875 nucleotides. The record is from the annotation of a GenBank genome assembly. NCBI's taxonomy places the organism in Eukaryota, Fungi, Glomeromycota, Glomeromycetes, Entrophosporales, Entrophosporaceae.